Molecule: messenger RNA, 1095 nt
Organism: Glarea lozoyensis ATCC 20868
Lineage: Eukaryota; Fungi; Ascomycota; Leotiomycetes; Helotiales; Helotiaceae
Exons: 2
Coding region: 1-1095 (364 amino acids)
Biological process (GO): fungal-type cell wall organization
Cellular component (GO): cell cortex of cell tip; plasma membrane
Source: RefSeq, a predicted model, not a curated record
AUGACUGCCAAAAUAAAAGCGAUCGCGGUUAUACCGCUUACUCUCUCCAUUGUGGGAUUCGUUCUCUCCAUGCUCUGUCUCUUUGCUGGAUCAAAGACAAAUUACAUGGAGGAUUACUAUAUUGUCAACCUCAACACUUCAGGUCUCGGAAAUGAUCUCUUAGCAAAACUCAACCCAGCAAAUAUCACCUCGGCCAUCGACGCACCCUUCGUACCAGAAGAAUGCAACCAGACAAACCCAGCGAAGAAAAUUGCCUGCGAAGCAAGAAAUAAGGUCGCCGAGGCGACAUGGAACUCAGACGCUGGUCGAGCCGCAAGAGAGAAGGCUUCCGAGCUCAUCAACAGCGCUACAGCAGAAGCCAACGAACUUAUCGACAAAGCUGCUAAGAAACUCGGUAUCAGGGAGUUUUACAGCUUACAUCUGAUGAACAUGUGCGAGGGAUACUAUAAGCCCAACGCCUCCACACCAAAUGCCGGCACCAACGUUACAGAGUGCUCAAACCAAACCGCCAUGUACCACUUCGACAUCAUAAGUCCCAUCAACGAGGAGCUCGCCAAAGCCCCAGACGUCGGUCUCGGCAAACUCGACAUCAACAAACUCGGCAUUGCAGACGACCUCCAAGACGGUCUCAACGGUCUCUCCACGGCCUUGAACGUUACAUUCGUCCUGUACGCCAUGGGCAUCGCCGCCGCCGGUUGCUGCAUCCUUAUCUCCCUCGGCUGUUUCUUCCUCGAGAAGUCCAGCCUCGCAUUCCUAGAUCUCAUCCUCUCCACCCUCUCCUUCUUCACCCUCAUGCUCUCUUCCGCCAUCGUCACUACCGUCGGCAAGAAAGCCGCUCACAUCAUCAACAAAUUCGGUAACACAGCUGGCUUACACGCCGACAGAGGCGGGAAAUACCUCGCGCUCACGUGGUCCAGCGUUGCUGUCAUGGGCGUCGCGGCUAUCGUCUGCCUCCUCCAGUGGACUAUGACGAGGAAGCAGAGGAGAAACGGCGCGGGUGCAUCACCAAAGUACGUUGAUGAUAGGGGCACGCCUACGAUGAAGCAGAGAGGCAUGGAAUUUAUCAGAAUGAAGGCGUUUCAUGGAAGACGAUAA